Messenger RNA from Benincasa hispida (wax gourd), 2587 nucleotides. RefSeq names its product wall-associated receptor kinase 1-like. Lineage: Eukaryota; Viridiplantae; Streptophyta; Magnoliopsida; Cucurbitales; Cucurbitaceae. Gene Ontology annotation, molecular function: ATP binding; polysaccharide binding; protein serine/threonine kinase activity. Gene Ontology annotation, cellular component: plasma membrane. Gene Ontology annotation, biological process: protein phosphorylation; cell surface receptor signaling pathway. The record is from RefSeq and is a predicted model, not a curated record.
AAUAAGAAAAAUUAAAGCUUGAAAGGUCUAACGUUGAAAAAGCUUCCAUCAUCCCAGCAUCUCUUUAAACAUAGUUUAAAUUCUCAUCCAAUAUCUUAAUUACACCAAUAAUCCCCACUGAAAUUGUUGUGUUCUGUGUCAGAUUUAAGAUGAAGCGUUGGAGGAAGACGCUUGUGGGUCUCAUGUUGAUCAUAAAGAUCGCCAUAUUAUCAACAGCCGUAGUAGCAUCGUCACAAGCCUUAGCCGGCUGUGACGAAUGGUGUGGCGACUUACGAAUUCCCUAUCCAUUCGGAGUAAAACAAGGAUGUCAUCUCAACCAAACAUUCUUAAUUACAUGCAACAAAACCAAUAGCCCUCCGAAGGCGUUUCUAAUGGACACCGACAUUAGCGUUACCAAUAUAUCACUCCACGGUGAGCUCCACAUAUUGCAGCCCAUAGUUCGAUAUUGCUACGAGCAAGUGCAAGUAAGUGAUCCUUUUAUCCCCAACGCAACCAAUCUUUCAGUGCCGGCGGCGUUGCCGAUUGCUGAUGGCAAAAACAAGUUCAUCGCCACGGGCUGCAAUACUUUUGGUUUAUUCAGCGGGAUGCUAAAGGGAAGUGAAUUUCUAAGUGGGUGUAUUUCGGUAUGUACAAAUGGUAGUGCUAUAGUUGAUGGGUCUUGCUUUGGGAAUGGAUGCUGUGAGUUGGAGAUUCCAAAGGGGUUAACGAAUUUGAGUCUGUUUGUGGGUCAACUGUUGCCUAAUGAAACUAAUAUCCUCAAGUAUAAUCCAUGUGGUUAUGCUUUUGUGGUUGGAGAUGAGAGGUUCAAGUUUGACUCAACAUAUAUUCAGAGAUUUGAAGAUGAGGAAGUUGAGGUUGUGGUUGAUUGGGCCAUUGGAAACCAAACAAUGAAUGUUUGUAGACAAAAUAGCCAAAGGAUUAGUAACUUCUCUGAUGAUGGAUCUCAAUAUCGUUGCGAAUGUUUGGAUGGUUUCAUGGGAAAUCCGUAUCUCCCUCAAGGAUGUGAAGAUAUAGAUGAAUGCAAGGAUGAAAAGCUGAAUAAGUGCAAGUACGAGUGUAUUAACACAAUAGGAAACUACACGUGCAAAUGUCCUAAAAACUUUAAAGGAGAUGGGAGACAUGGGGGAGAAGGUUGCACUCGAGAUUCCAAGGCUUUCAUUCCCAUAAUAAUUGGAAUUGGAGUAGGGUUCAUAGUUUUUCUAAUUGGUAGCACAUGGAUAUUCUUGGGUUAUAAAAAGUUGAAGUUCAUCAAAAGGAAAGAGAAAUUUUUCAUAGAGAAUGGAGGCUUCAUACUUCAACAGCAACUUUCUCAAUGGCAAUCCCCCAAUGAAAUGGUUAGAAUUUUCACCCAAGAAGAGCUGGAGAAGGCCACAAACAACUAUGACAAUAGCACUAUUGUUGGUAAAGGUGGGUUCGGUACUGUUUACAAAGGAGUCUUCGAAGAUGGCUUGGCAGUGGCAAUCAAGAAAUCGAAAAUUGUAGACCAAUCCCAAACUGACCAAUUCAUUAACGAAGUCAUUGUUCUGUCUCAAAUCAACCAUCGCAACGUUGUUAGGCUCUUGGGGUGUUGUUUAGAGACACAAGUUCCGUUGUUGGUGUAUGAGUUCGUAACCAACGGCACCCUCUUUGAACACAUCCAUGACAAAACCAAGCAUGCUUCUCUUUCAUGGGAAGCUCGUUUGAAAAUAGCUUUGGAGACUGCAGGUGUGCUUGCGUAUUUGCAUUCUUCAGCUUCGAUUCCAAUUAUUCAUAGAGAUAUCAAGACAACCAACAUACUCCUAGACGAUAAUUACACUGCGAAAGUGUCUGAUUUCGGGGCGUCAAAGUUGGUUCCAAUGGAUCAAACACAGCUAUCCACAAUGGUGCAAGGGACUCUAGGGUAUUUAGACCCUGAGUACUUGUUGACGAGCGAGUUGACGGAGAAGAGCGACGUGUAUAGUUUUGGAAUAGUGUUGUUAGAGCUUAUAACUGGGAAGAAGGCGGUGUGUUUCGAUGGGCCAGAAGCAGAGAGGAAUCUAGCAAUGUACGUGCUUUGCACAAAGGAUGAUCUGUUGGAAGAAGUUGUAGAUAGGGGAAUGAUGGUGAAAGAAACAAAUUUUGAGGAAAUAAAAGAAACAGCUAAGAUAGCAAAGAAAUGCUUAAGAAUUAAAGGGGAGGAGCGACCUAGCAUGAAGGAAGUAGCUAUGGAGUUGGAUGGAGUUCGAUUAAUGCAAGUUCAACGUUCAUGGGUUGAUAACAAUAGUUUGUCGAACGCAGAGGAAAGGGUAUGUUUGUUGGAUGUUGAAGCUUCAGACUCCAGCCAUUUUAUUGCGAGUGGCACUAUGAAUAAUACCGUCGGGGAUAGCAUAAAAGCUUCGAUUUUGUCACAUAUCCACCAUGGAAGAUGAUUUUAUUUUAGUUAUAUGCUUCCUUAAAUAUAAUAUAAAUGUUCAAUCAAGUAUCGAUGUAUAAUCUAUUAGAUUACUUUUGUAAUAGUUUUCUGAUUUUUUUUUCUUUUUUUGGCAAUAUUGUUUGUAACCAGAUUAGAAAUGUGUGCAAUGCCACACAUCAUUGUGAAACAUGAUAUUGUUGUUGUAUGUAUGCUUAA